UUUAGGGCUUAUCGGUUUGGCUAGCAGAGCAUCGCGAAGCUAUAAGGGUUUUAGAGAGAGAUGUGGAGAUCGGUUGUAUCGAGAUCGCGAAAUGCGUCGAGGAGUCUCAUCGGAAAUCGGACCUCAAAGGCUCCUUCAUCUGUUGCCGUUGCUGAACCUCGUCCUCAUUCAACCCCCGGAUCCUCAUUUCUAGUUGCUUUUGCUCGGAAUCCCAGAUUCUUCUCUGCUAGCCAUGCGGAAGAGAAUCCUAUUUCAACCGGGCCCGAGAUUACUUCGUUCGAUUCAGAUGUUACUACUGGAAGCGACGUUCUCGGGGAAUCGGAUAUUUCCGAUGCGGGAUUUGCCGAAAGUGGUGAUCUUGGUUCUGCUUCCCAACCCAUUGUCGGUGUUGGUGAAGAUGGUGGUGCUGUCGAUGGCUUCUCUGAAAAUAUAAACGAGGAUGGGGCUGGGCUGGUUGAUGAUGAAACAGAGCAGGUGUAUGAGGUUGAUGCCGAUAAGUUAGAGUCUGUGUUGUCUUUGUUACGGAGUGAUGAAGAGGCUUUAGAAUUCUGCCUUAAGUCGCUUGAUGUUGAUUUGCACGUAGAUUUUGUGGUCAGGGUUUUGGAGUCGCCAGGAAUUUCAGGUCGGAACUCGAUUAGGUUCUUGAAGUGGGCAAUGGGGAAACAAGGGUUUACUGUUAACACUCCUGUUGUGGAAGCUCUUGUUAUGGCAAUUUCCAUAGAAACUCGAAGGAUGGAUGCAUAUAGUUUGUGGGAUUUGAUUAAGGAGAUCGGCGAAAAGGAGAGCAGUGUUUUGAAUUUGGAGAUUAUGAACGAGGUGAUAGCUGUUUUCGGGAAGCUUGGCAAACCAAAAGCUGCAUUCGAUGUGUUUAGUAAGAUAGAGGAGUUUGGGUUUAUUCCAGAUGCAAAAACUUAUUACUUGACAAUGGAAGCGCUUUGCAAGCGCUCCUUCAUGGAAUGGGCAUGUUCUGUUUGUGAGAAGAUGGUUGCAGCUGAUAUACUACCAGAGGGCAGUAGGGUUGGUAAUAUCAUAACUUGGUUGUGUAAGGAAGGAAAGGCCAGAGAAGCCCAUUCGGUUUACAUGUUGGCCAAGACAAAAGACAAGAACCCACCUCGUAGUUCAGUGGUUACUCUGAUAGAUUUCCUCUGCAGAAACGACGAGACUGUGUCACUAGCUCAACAGAUGUUGGGUGAUCUCUCCGGAGAAGGUAGAAGACAAGGAAUCAAGCCGUUUUCUGAUGUUAUCCGUGGUUUAUGCAGGAUGAAAAAUGUGAAAGACUCUAAAGCCUUGCUUUUGGAUAUGGUCUCCAGGGGGCCACCUCCAGGUAGUGCGGUUUUUAAUUUGAUAAUCAAUUCUUGUUCCAAAGCAGGAGAUCUUAGUGAAGCGAAGGAGAUGAUCAAGUUGAUGGAAAGUAGGGGUUUGAAACCGGACUUGUAUGCGUAUACUGUCAUCAUUAGUGGUUAUGCAAAAGGAGGGCUUAUGGAUGAAGCAUGUGAAGUUCUUGCAGAAGCCAAAAAGAAGCAUAAGAAGCUCAGUCCAGUGACUUAUCACACACUAAUCCGUGGGUAUUGCAAGAUGGAGGAAUAUGGCAAGGCUCUGCAACUUUUGAGUGAGAUGGAUCGUUUUGGUGUGAAGCCGAAUGCUGAUGAGUACAGCAAGCUGAUACAAUCUCUCUGCAUCAAGGCAUUGGACUGGCAAGCAGCGGAGAGGCUGCUCGAGGAGAUGAAGCAGAAGGGUUUGCAUCUGAAUGCGAUUACUCGGGGGCUAAUAAAGGCAGUGAAGGAGCUGGAAUCAGAAGCCAUGGAGGAAUUGCCAGCUGAAGUCGAAGCCUAGGGUUUUGACUAGCAUGGAGAUUGUUAAAGGUUAUAUCCUGCCCCUUUUUUUUCUAUGGCGUUCUUUCUCUUGAUCCAUUAAGUUAGCAUUCUGGAAAUAACCAUGGUUUCUUGGGAAGGAAGGUAUCUUGUUGUUGUUCUUCUCAUCAAGAAUUAAGAUUUUGAUGUUGGAGCCUCUGGUUAUGGAGGAGACACAGAACUAUCUGGAAGAUGUUAGGCCGAAUUCUAUUCUCGAUGUUUUGCUUCAUCCAUGGAAAUCCAACUCUGUAGUUUGUCUUUGCUGUCUCUGAAGUUUAACAGAAAUAAUUUGUGGAGAAAGAGUUUUAAAUUUCA
Tarenaya hassleriana is the source of this 2165-nucleotide messenger RNA. RefSeq names its product pentatricopeptide repeat-containing protein At3g02650, mitochondrial. The record is from RefSeq and is a predicted model, not a curated record. Lineage: Eukaryota; Viridiplantae; Streptophyta; Magnoliopsida; Brassicales; Cleomaceae. Gene Ontology annotation, molecular function: protein binding. The coding region runs from base 61 to 1833 and encodes 590 amino acids. The transcript has a single exon.